AACCAAUCUUGCCCAUCAUAAACCAGGCAGCAAAUUGCAACAACCGAAAGGGAAAACUUCCCUGUUCCAGUAAAUCCCAGCCUGCUCAACUACAUCGCUGCCGUCGCCGCGGCGAUCAGAAGGACAAGACAGGAAAAAGAAAAAGAAGUCUCUGCCGCGGCCGCCGCCGCCGCCGGAUGGCAAAUCCCAUCCCUCGCGAUCGCCGCCGCCAUUAGAAGAAGCAGAAGAGGAGGAGGAGGAGGAGAGAAGAAGGGGAUGGGGGAUUCGAGUUUGGAGCUCCAGGAAUCGGGGUGGGAGGAGCUUCGCAAGGAGGCGAGAAAGAUCGAGGGCGAUAUCGACGUCAAGCUCUCCUCCUAUGCCAAGCUUGGCGCCCGAUUCUCUCACUCUUCGGGUUAUGCAGACAGUAGUUCACCUGUUGCAUCCAGCAGAUCAUGGAAGUCUAUGGAAAUUGAAAUCCAGUCUUUACUAGAGAAGCUACUGGAUAUUAAUGAUGCACUGAGUCGAUGUGCUGCAUCAGCAGUACCUACCACUUCUGUAACCCAAAAGCUUGCAAGACACAGAGACAUACUUCAUGAAUUCACACAGGAAUUUAAAAGAACAAGGGGAAACUUGAACUCCAUGAUGGAGCAUGCUGAGCUUCUGAACUCUGUUAAAAAUGAUAUCAGUGAAUCAAAGGCAUCUGGGAGCAUGUCACCCAGGAUAAAUUUGUUAAGGGAGAGAGCUUCAAUUCAUGGAAGCAUAAAUCAAAUUGAUGAGGUUAUUGGUCAAGCACAGGCCACAAGAUCAGUUCUAGGCACACAGAGGGCUUUGUUUGGUGAUGUUCAGGGAAAGGUCAAGCAGCUGGGUGACAAAUUUCCUAUAAUUCGAGGCCUUCUUGGUGCCAUCAGAAGGAAGCGCUCAAAGGACACACUUAUUCUCUCUGCAGUCAUAGCAGCUUGCACUCUGUUCCUAAUUAUUUAUUGGCUUUCAAAAUGAUGAAUGUUCUGAAAGGCAACAGGGUGAUGGAGAUGCUGCACCAAGUCUCACGGUAUUCCAAUGCGCAUGAAAUAAAAGAAUCGGCAGUCAGAUAACUGUUUUAUGUCAAUCAAGUCAGCAGAUAUUGGAUUGCAUGACAUGGAGAGUAUUAGUUCCAUGGAAUUAUGUCAGAAAAGGGGGUGACAAUUUUUAGCUUUUGCUGUUUUUCCAUAUUUGUUUCUCACUUUUAUGUACAGUUUUUGAUGGAUCUUUGCAUCAUGAAGAUCUUAAUUUACUUCGCAUUGCAAAAGCCAGUGCUUUGAUCAUGAAA
This is a messenger RNA of Phoenix dactylifera (date palm), 1285 nucleotides long. RefSeq names its product Golgi SNAP receptor complex member 1-2-like. The record is from RefSeq and is a predicted model, not a curated record. Gene Ontology annotation, molecular function: SNAP receptor activity. Gene Ontology annotation, biological process: inter-Golgi cisterna vesicle-mediated transport; endoplasmic reticulum to Golgi vesicle-mediated transport; vesicle fusion. NCBI's taxonomy places the organism in Eukaryota, Viridiplantae, Streptophyta, Magnoliopsida, Arecales, Arecaceae. Gene Ontology annotation, cellular component: Golgi membrane; Golgi medial cisterna; SNARE complex.